This is a messenger RNA of Solenopsis invicta (red fire ant), 2574 nucleotides long. RefSeq lists its product as uncharacterized. NCBI's taxonomy places the organism in Eukaryota, Metazoa, Arthropoda, Insecta, Hymenoptera, Formicidae. The record is from RefSeq and is a predicted model, not a curated record. The transcript is spliced from 12 exons. Bases 244 to 2172 code for a protein of 642 amino acids.
GUCUACCCACAACGGAUUCUGGCGAGCAGCGCAGCAAGUGGAUGUAACCAGUCCUGGACGGACGGUCAAUCCGGUGUCUUGUGAACCGCUCGCUCGGUCAGGAUUGAUCGGUUGGAUUCGACGCGUGAGCAAAGUCGCCGGGAAGAAAACACGACGGAGGAAAAAAGUGAUCUAGCCGGUGAGAAAAUUUCGGAUUACCCUUUUCUCGCGAGAUUUCGUGAGGCAGGGCUUAAGAAGAAUACAAUGUCAGCAGCCGUGAGGGAGCGAACGACGACGCACACAAGCAGAAAGCUCGUGAGUCAUGGCGGUCCUAUAUCUGGCCAGAGAGACGGAGCAGCCACGGCCAGCAGCCUCGAAAACAACUUGGACGCACUUCUCGAGGAUCUGCAGACGAGUGUCUCGAGAAGUGCUACUCCUAGCAGAGACAGAACACUCUUGCCUCAAGUUGAAUACAGGGUAGCCGCCAACCCCGCCAGAGUGAUCACCGAGGGCAGAUCCGUGUCUCCAACUCGUUCGAGGGUGACUACCACCGAAAAAUUCGUUAGUAGCGGUCCAAUUGGCACAACAAGUGGUAUACCGGGAUUGGAACAUCUGGACGCAGAGUUACAAGAUGUCCAACCUGGUCAAACCAAAACGGUAGCCUACAAGCAGGUGUCGUACCACUACAACAAGGAUUUGGAUGGAAAACCAGAUUCAUGGGGCAUAUCAGAGAGCAAACAGCCUCUCACUGGCGCGCCCUUGAUAGACGACAUUCAUGAAAGGACUUAUGAGGAAACUAAAGCUCUAGCGAGUCCAUAUUCAUAUCAAAGUCUAGAACCGGCUAUUAAGAAAACCGUGGUUAACAGAGAAUUGGUCUAUGGCGACAGCUCAACAUCUCGUUCGAAACAAACUUCCCCUCUGCCAGGAACCCAAAGAGAUGUCAAAAUCAUUCACGAAUCCGAUUACCAAACUGAACCACGAUCGACUCAAAGCACGCAAGAAUACAAAAGCAUCGAGUACGGAGUACCGGUCCCGUCGCCAAGUCCAUCGAUACCGAUCAAUCUGGCACCCGGUCCGAACACAAAGGUAACUACCACCAUUAAGACGUACACCUACGAACUACCGGGAGCGCCGGAGACGUACCUACCAGGUAGCAACGUACCAGGGAGUGUCAAGCUGCCCGGUGAUCAAAUGAUCACGUACACCGUACCAAGAACCAGCGGCACCACCACAGACAAGACAAUCACCUAUCAGACCAUGACGGAGACCGGACAUCCUGCUACACCGGUCAGAUACUCGCCAACUGACGUCACUGAGAAAUCCAAAACUAUACAUAAGGAGACGAAGUUCUAUCGCGAGGAUCACCAGCCUUCUUACACUUAUCGCAGUGCUCCGCCAACGAACAACCUGGAAAGCAAGACCACCGUGACCGAGAAGUAUUACCAUGCCGAUAAUUAUCCUAAUGGCCAUGGACCAAGCGAUCGUACGGACUAUUCUGGGACCAUCUAUCAAAAUCAAUCGUCUACCGGCGUAAACGAGACGCACACCAGAACCAUUAAUCGAUACGAAGAAUACAGAUCUGGCAGACCACCGUCCGGUGGACGUUAUCCCGACAAACCAGAUACUCCGACAAGGACUUAUUAUCCGCGGCAAGAAACAUCACCGACUGGUACAACGAUUUAUAAAUUUUCGAAUACUACGACGACAGUACCACCGAAUAAGAACGCUGACGACCACGAAGUCCUCUUGCCGAAACCGUUUCCAGUUAGUGUGUGUCCUGCUAAACCUACUGCCAAUGGCGAAGGACCACCUACGAAAUUGGAGGACCUCAUGGCUUCGUUCUCUGACUCUGAGCGAGAGGUAUUGGAUGAUAUAGAGAGACAAGAACGUAAAAGCAAAAGGGAAACAUCGGCUAAGAAAAAAGAAGUUGAUUUUCUUCCACAUACACCACCGAAAGUUAAAAGCAAGAAUGUCGCUGGACCGCCGGUCUAUUAUCCUCCUGGUUCGGCAGAAUUUACCAAGAAAGAAGAAUCUAGCGCAGCCAUGUCACAAUCUGGCGGAGAGUGGCAAAAAGCCAGUGAAAAAUAUGAAUAUGAAGCGGCUAGCAAAAGUAAAAGCAAAAGUAGCAAAGGAGGUGCUGUCGUUCCAGUUUGCCUUCCAUUAUGCUGCGCGGUGCCAUGCGUCAUUAUGUAACUUAUUAUUGUAUUAACAAAUUAAAAAGAACGAUACACGAUACACAAACAUACACACGAUAUAUAUUUGUCAUCAUAAUAUAAUUAAAAGCAAUUAGAGAAAUUAAUACAAAAAUAUGUAGCCUUAGAGCAGAGUUUUAUAACUUUCACCAUUUUUCUUCUUGCCAGUGUAAGUAUCAUUUAUUUGAAUUGUUUGUUCUGCUUCUUUUUUCUUUAAAUCAUAUAACUAUCUCACUUUAAAAAAAUAUACUUAAAAACAGUUCUAUAUAUGUUAAUAUUUAAUACAUGAAAGAUUAUGUAAUAAGCAAAUAAUCAAAACAAAUCAUGCUAUUACGUAAAAGCGAACAUCGUUAAAAUACGCUGUGUUAACAUAUUUAUAAAUAUAGCAAGAAUAUUUUGGGAA